Molecule: messenger RNA, 4096 nt
Organism: Anopheles stephensi (Asian malaria mosquito)
Lineage: Eukaryota; Metazoa; Arthropoda; Insecta; Diptera; Culicidae
Gene: Hdc
Product: histidine decarboxylase
Exons: 11
Coding region: 364-3183 (939 amino acids)
Biological process (GO): histamine biosynthetic process; L-histidine catabolic process
Molecular function (GO): pyridoxal phosphate binding; histidine decarboxylase activity
Source: RefSeq, a predicted model, not a curated record
UUUCGUUCUACUAGUGAGUGGCGCACAACUCCGAGCUAUCGCUAGCAUCCGUCCGGCAUUUUUCCUGAUUUUUUGGUUUCAGUUACAUUCUGCAUUCCUUCACUAGUGGUAGUAAAACAGCGUAAGGAACGUUCCCGAGGGAUUUGGUGUGUGUGUGUGUGUGUGUGUGUGUGUUUGUGGUGUGACAUUUUUCAGCUGUCCAAACAGGAGAAAAUAUUUCCUCCGUAUGCUGUUUUUUCGCUGAGAGCUACUAAUUGCAGUGGAAAAAUUAAAGAUCCGGAGCUGGUGAGGUGCGAAAGUGUCUGCCUAGCGGUGGUGUAAGCAUUUAAUCAUCAAAUCAACGCUAGGACAUUACGGCAGAAGAUGGAUUUUGACGAGUACCGCAGACGAGGCAAGGAGAUGGUAGACUACAUUGCGGACUAUCUGCAGAACAUACGGGAGCGGCGUGUGCUACCGGACGUACAGCCAGGGUAUAUGCGAAGCCUCAUACCCGAGUCGGCCCCGCUCGAGGGUGAGCGCUGGGAGAACAUCUUCGCCGACAUCGAGCGCGUCAUCAUGCCGGGCGUAACCCACUGGCAGAGUCCACACAUGCAUGCCUACUUUCCGGCGCUAAACUCGUUCCCUUCGCUGCUGGGCGAUAUGCUGGCCGACGCCAUCAACUGCCUCGGAUUUACUUGGGCAUCUUCGCCGGCCUGUACCGAGCUGGAAUCGAUUGUGAUGAAUUGGCUCGGCAAGAUGAUUGGGCUACCGGACACGUUUCUGCAUCUACCGGGCGUCAGUAUGGGCGGAGGCGUGAUUCAAACCACCGCCAGUGAGGCAACGCUCGUGUGCCUGUUGGCAGGACGGACGAUGGCCAUUAGACGCUUUCACGAGCAUACGCCGGGGUUGCAGGAUGCGGAGAUAAACGCUCGGCUGGUGGCGUACUGCUCCGACCAGGCACACUCCAGCGUGGAGAAGGCGGCCCUAAUCGGCUUAGUCCGGAUGCGAUUCAUCGAGUCGGACGAUCAACUCAGCCUCCGCGGGGACGCUUUGCGUGAUGCAAUCGAGGAGGACAUCAAGCAAGGCCUGAUACCGUUCUGGGUUUGUGCCACCCUCGGUACAACUGGAGCCUGCGCCUUUGACCAUCUGGCCGAGAUCGGAGACGUUUGCACGAGCUACAACAUCUGGCUGCACGUGGACGCUGCCUACGCCGGCAGUGCGUUUAUCUGUCCGGAGUUUCGGGUGUGGCUGAAGGGCAUCGAGAAAGCGGACUCCAUCGCGUUCAAUCCCUCCAAGUGGUUGAUGGUGCACUUUGACUGCACGGCGAUGUGGGUCAAGAACAGUGGUGCCCUGCAUCGAACCUUUAACGUGGCCCCGCUGUACCUUCAGCACGAAAACUCGGGUCUUGCCAUCGAUUAUAUGCAUUGGCAGAUACCGCUUAGUAAGCGCUUCCGGGCGUUGAAGCUAUGGUUUGUGCUGCGCAGCUUUGGAACACGGGGACUUCAGAAGCACAUACGCGAAGGUGUUCGGUUGGCGCAAAAGUUUGAAGCUCUCGUACUGGCGGACCAUCGGUUCGAGAUUCCGGCCACGCGUCAUCUCGGCAUGGUGGUGUUCCGGAUCAGGGGCGAGAACGAGCUGACCGAGAAGCUGCUGAAGCGGCUUAACCAUCGUGGCCAUCUGCACGCUGUUCCUGCAUCGCUAAAGGGUCGGUACGUUAUUCGGUUUACCGUCACGUCUACGUACACGUCGAACGACGAUAUCCUGGCCGAUUGGAACGAAAUCCGUACGGUGACGACGGAUCUGCUGAAUGAGCUGAACGUGCAGAUGGUCGACCGGACACGUGUGCCACUGAAGGAUACGCGCGAAAAGAACGAAGCGUUCGGUUCGAGCCUUCUGCUCGCCAACUCGCCGAUGUCGCCGAAGAUCGUGAACGGCUCGUUUGCGGCCAUCUUCGAUGCGGACGAGUUUCUGGCCAAGGUGUACGCCGGCAUACGCAUCUCGAACCAGGACUCACCGGCCAUGAGGCGUCGCGUCCGAGGCAUCCUUAUGUCGGGCAAACAGUUUUCGCUCGAUUCGCGCAUGGAUCUGGUGGUGCACGGCAUUGGUCCGGGCGAGGUGCGCAACGGCAUCGAAUCGAAGGCCAUUAACGAAGACUUAGAGGAGGUCUGGGAAGCUUGUGAGCAGAUGGAGCUUUCGGACCAAGAGAACGCACCAGACGACCGCACAUCCCAUCAUCAACGCCAUCGUUCCCCUUCUCCACAGCCACCGUCGAAGUCGGCACCACACUUUAUCGAACCGCUCCCGAUACUGCCUGUAGCAGGACCGUGCCGGGGACGGUCGCAAAGUGUGGACACCGGCAUUAUUCGUGCCCGUGCUAGUAACGCACCUAACGCCAGCUGGUUGCUGGAGCGCGAGGAAGCCCUCACCCGUUCUGAACCGUGCUACUCGACCGAUUCCCUCACCAGCCAACCCUCGCUUUCAUCCCCCAUUCCGCUUUUACCACCCACGCCACCACCCAUCGGUCCCACCCCUAAGAUCUCCUGUGAGUCACACCUGGACAGUAUCGACGAGAACCGACCUACGGAGAACUUUCCGCGCAGCAAGCGACGCUGCUCGGACAACUCACAUCUCUUCUCCCUAACCCGCCCGAACGUGUACCCAGAAAAGCGUCAGUCGGAACCCGCGAUUCGGUGCGCAUUCUACAAUCGUGGCUUCGACAUGCUCUGUCCACCGCGUCCUCCACCGCCGAAGCGUGUACUAUCACAGAACGAUCUGCCCCGGACACGUCAGCUCCGGCGACAGGUUUCCACCGUAUCGGAGUUAAAUCUCGGCGAUCCGGAGGAGGAUUGGAGGCGGGCAAGGUUGCUGGUGCCACCGUUUCGCUACUGCAUUGCGGACGAGUCGGGACACUGUAUCGAUUUCGACACGGUACUGCCCUGUCCGGUUGCGUCGAUCGAUGAUGAAGCGAUACUGCGUGACGCGCUGCGGUUUGAGGAGAACUUCGUGGAACGUUGCGAGCAGAUCUGUCCCGAGCCGGACUCACUGUGUCUCGAGACCAUCGAGGAACGUGUGCUGGAUGAGCUGGCAUCGACAAGUAGACUUGGGGCUGAUGAUGGGACGACGCCGAAGGAAGGCAGUGAGGAAGUCAUCUACGAAAACGUGAAACAUUGUCGGAAGUGUGGCCAUCAAAGGAUUAAAUUAUAAUAUCGACGGUGGAGAGUAUUUGUCGCUGGACGGAGGAGUAUAGGGUGGGAUGUACGUUACUUGGUUGAGAGACUGCUUCAUCAACACAAUUACCAAAGUCUAUAUAACGGUCGGUAGCAUUGUUUUCGGUGUUAUUAACGUGUGCCAAAGGAUAUAUUAUUUAAACCAAAUUAGAGACGUCUUUUAAUCGUUAUGUUUCCUGGAUGAUGAAGUAUUAAGAGUUCUGCAUGAUAUUGCUCUAUGCACGAGAUAAGUUUCAUCAAAGCACUUUAAGAAGUAUAAAUGUUGUUGACAGACAUUACCAAACCAAUGAAAACAACCUUGUCUGUUGAGUAUAACAUCACUAGAUGUUUAAGCUGUACCCUUGUAGAAUUGUUGACACAUAUUGCAACCUACUGUUCCUCUGAGUGAAUUUGAGUUGUUCCCUUCGCAAACGGCAUGGUAUCUAGAUGAUAAGACCUGUUCUAAACAACGCAUACAGCUAAUGCAAUCGUUACUCGUAUAUCAAAUAUCCACCAACAAGCAUCUCAAUGUCUAAACAUGUUACUGAACAAAGUUUCACGUCAAUCGUAGCAUAGGAAGCUGAUCAAAAGCUUACGCUGCAUCACAAAUAUGGCUUUGUGCUGAGCCAGACCCAGUCUGCACCAGUAGCUAAUAUCCCUCGAAUCUGCUGUGAAUGUCAAUAAAGCAAAACUACCAAUAUACAAUGCUUCGCUAUAGUUACCAACCGUAACCGAGCUAAAGCAUGCAUCUAUCGGCAAACUAACCGUUAAGCUUACACCGGCCCCGAACCCGCAGGAAGUUAGAUUGUAGCAGAGUGAGCAAUGUACGUACUAAAUAAUCAGUAAUUAUCACCACAUGGACUACACACAAUAAAUACAUCAACUAUUAAGCGUAGCGCAAUGUAGACCAA